AAGACAAUCCAACUGGCCUAAAACUCAAAGAAAGCACCGUGGAACUCUUUGCGUUUUUGUUUUGUAAGUCUUGGUUCUCGACCAAAGCACUGCAAAAAUGGGAGUUCCAGCAUUUUUCAGGUGGCUUUCCAGAAAGUAUCCAUCGAUUGUGGUCCAUGCUGUUGAGCAAAAGCCAGUUGAUGUUGAUGGUAAUAAAGUUUAUGUUGAUACAACUAAAGCAAAUCCUAAUGAUGUGGAGUUUGACAAUCUCUAUCUUGACAUGAAUGGAAUCAUCCAUCCUUGCUGUCACCCGGAAAAUAAGCCUGCACCUAAGAAUGAAGAUGAAAUGAUGGUGGCAAUUUUUGAGUACAUUGAUAGGUUAUUUGCAAUUGUGAGGCCAAGAAAACUAUUGUACAUGGCAAUUGAUGGAGUGGCACCGAGGGCCAAGAUGAAUCAGCAAAGAUCACGAAGAUUUAGAGCUGCCAAAGAUUCAAGAGAAAGCAAAGACGAAAUGGCACGUAUAAGAGAGGAUUUGCGACAAAAUGGUGCAUUGCUACCACCCGAGAAAGAAAAGGGAGAACACUUUGACAGCAACUGCAUCACACCGGGCACGCAGUUUAUGGAUCGCCUUUCUAAGUGUUUGCAGUACUAUAUCAGUGAUCGGCUGAAUAAUGAUCCUGGUUGGAAAGGAAUAAAGGUUAUAUUAUCCGACGCCAAUUCGCCAGGGGAAGGUGAACACAAGAUAAUGGAUUAUAUAAGAAAGCAGAGAGGACAACCUGAUCAUGACCCAAACACGAAGCAUUGCUUGAAUGGUGCAGAUGCUGAUUUGAUUAUGCUUGGCUUGGCUACACACGAGCCAAAUUUUACGAUCAUUAGAGAAGAGUUUAAACCUGGGAAACCACGACCCUGUACUUUAUGUGGCCAGAUAGGCCAUGACUUAGCCGAGUGCAAAGGGCUGCCAAAAGAAAAGGCUGGAGAGUUUGAUGAACUGACAAAACCAGUUGGUGAAGAAGUCGAAUUUAUAUUCAUCAGGCUAAAUGUUUUGCGAGAGUAUCUAGAAAGAGAUUUGAGAAUGGAUGGGCUGGCUUUCAAAUACGAUUUUGAGCGUUCUUUAGACGAUUGGGUUUUCAUGUGUUUCUUUGUGGGCAACGAUUUCUUGCCGCAUUUGCCGUCUUUAGAGAUCAGGGAAGGAGCAAUUGACCGUCUUAUUAGAAUCUACAAAGGUGUUAUGGCCAGAGCUGGGGGAUACUUGACGGAAAAUGGGUACGUAAGUCUGGAAAGAGUGCAGCAAAUUCUUCAAGAACUCGGACAAGCAGAAGACCAAAUAUUCAAGACUAGGCAAGAGAAAGAGCUUAAUUUCAGAAGACGAAAGAAGGAUCAAGAUAGGGCAAAUAAAAGAGCAAAAAUGGGCCAUGAUUUGUCCGACCUUACUCCACUGAUGAACAAAUCUCCCAACUGGAGCCCAAGGGACAGUCCUCGGCAAUUUGGUCAACCACAUCGAUCCAGCCCGGGUUAUUCCACAAACCAGAGAGCUGCUAGUGACUUGCGUUCUAUGUUGAGAACACCAGAAACAAACGAGCGUUCUGCAGCACCCUCUCCAGUCUCUACUACGCCAAUAUCGCGGAUGAACCGUAAAAGGCCAAAUGAGCAAGAGGAAGCCAAUGAGGAAGAAGAUGAGGAGCCUGCUGAUGACGUCAGGUUAUGGGAAGACGGAUGGAGAGAGCGAUAUUAUUUGCAGAAAUUUGGAGUUUCUACUGAACUAAGUGGAUACAAAACGUACGAAGAAUUUCGCAAAGAAGUGGGUUGGGCAUACGUUCGUGGUCUGUGCUGGGUGCUCCAGUAUUACUAUCAGGGUUGCCCGUCAUGGAAAUGGUAUUUUCCAUAUCACUAUGCACCUUUUGCUUCAGACUUUGUAGACAUCGUUGAUGCCAACGUGACCUUCGAGAAAGGAACUGGACCUUUCAAACCGUUAGAACAACUAAUGAGUGUGUUCCCAGCUGCAAGUGGCAAUUUCCUGCCACCAACCUGGCGAGAAUUGAUGUCCGGUCCGGAAUCGCCAAUUAUUGACUUCUACCCAGAAGACUUCAAGAUUGAUCUUAAUGGGAAAAAAUAUGCUUGGCAAGGUGUCGCGUUGUUGCCAUUUGUGGAUGAAAAGAGACUGCUAUCAACAUUAAAAUCAGUGUAUGGUGACCUCACUGAGGAAGAAGUUCGCAGGAACAGAAGGGACAUCAACCUACUUUUCUGUGGCAGCAAGAACUCGCUUUUUGAUUAUCUUGUUGGCCUUUACGAAGGUGGCAUGUUAAAAGAGAAACAAGAAAUUGUCACGAAAUUUUCUCAGGGCAUGAAAGGAACAGUGAUGUCAAACCCAGAUGUAGUGAUGCCUAAAGGUUCGCUAGAAAGUCCAGUACCCGGUCUUCAAGGGUUGAAGAAUCAAAUGGCUAUUAGUGUCAAGUUUGAAGACCCAAAAUACGACGAAGAUUUUGUGUAUCCAGCAACACUUUUACCAAAUGCAGUAAUACCUGGUAAAGUUUUGAAGCCUGAAGAUUUUCCUUCAAACCGACGAUACACUCCCCAAACUGGAUUCAGCCCGCGCUCCCACAAUCCGUAUCACAUAUCACCCGGAGGCAGGCGUAUGAUUGGAUACAAUCAAGACAGUCCUCAAAGGUUUAAUUCGCCUGACCAGUCACGAAGCCCAAGAAUGGCCAGGCCGCAGUCACAAGGCUACAGAUCUCCAUAUGGAAAUUAUAACUCUCCAGAUCGCACUCCAAGCCCGUUAGCCAGACAGCCGUCGCCAUUUUACCGUCCAGGAGGUAACAUGCCACAACGGCAACCAAGCCCUUACAACCGGCAAGAUGGGGCUGGAUCGAGCCCUCGUUUUCAAGGCCGACGUUCAUUUGGAGGUGGCGGUUAUCAAGGGUCGGAUAAUCGUGGUUAUGCAGACAAUAGGGGUGGAUGGAAUCAGCAGUCAUUUGAUAACCAAAGAGACGACAGGUCAAGACAGGAUCCCAGAAGGCAUUCGUUCCCGAUGAACCAAAAUCGGUUCAGGCCGUAUUAAGUGACGCCUCCAUUCCCAUCAGAGGGUUGCUUUGCCUCGGAGACUCUUCUGGAGCAGUGUCCAACACGACAAGCGAAUGGAACCAGGAGAUUGCAGCCAGGAUUUUACAGCCAUGUGCAACAGACGUAAGUCAUGUUCAUUUUGCACAUAAUGGCAUCGUGGUAUGGCAAAAACGAUCUGACGUCAUCAGCUUAACAAAAUUAAUUUACUUCUUUCGAGCAAUCAUAAUUGUAUUUACUUUUACGGAAAACCCAUUUGUCAGUUUAUUCCAUAAGCUUGUAGUAUUAGUGUCAUUUUAAAGGGGAAGACUUCAUGUUCAAUAUAAAGGAAAA
Molecule: messenger RNA, 3366 nt
Organism: Rhopilema esculentum
Lineage: Eukaryota; Metazoa; Cnidaria; Scyphozoa; Rhizostomeae; Rhizostomatidae
Product: 5'-3' exoribonuclease 2
Biological process (GO): nuclear-transcribed mRNA catabolic process
Cellular component (GO): nucleus
Molecular function (GO): 5'-3' RNA exonuclease activity; RNA binding
Source: RefSeq, a predicted model, not a curated record